Mesorhabditis belari is the source of this 1569-nucleotide messenger RNA. Lineage: Eukaryota; Metazoa; Nematoda; Chromadorea; Rhabditida; Rhabditidae. The record is from the annotation of a GenBank genome assembly.
AUGCGAGUUCGACGAAAGAUGACCGAGUCGGUGAAAGCAGAAAGCCUGGCAAAUGUUGUACCAGAUGCUGAUGAAAAUGAGGAAGGCGAGAUCAUCUUGAGUAGCGAUGAUGAGAAAUCAGAAGAAAAGGUUAUAACAAUCGACGACGAUGAAAUGCGGAGCGAUAGUGAUGGAGCUUUGGAAGAAACUCCAUCGCCUGCAAAGAAGAAUAAGCUCUUGAUAAAGAAGUCUCGCAAACGACCGGCGCCCGAGAAGAUUUCAGAUGAGGUUAUCGAUAUUCAUUUCGAGCAAAGGACGGAAAUUGUGGAAACGCCAAAGAAUGUAAUCACCACAAAGAGGACACAAGUCAAAGCAAAGAAGGCAAAAAAUGAAGCUGAUGGAGGAGUGUGCGAGGAGUACGGGGAUUUCGUCUUGGAUCGCGUUGAAACAACAACCACCUCAAUUGAUGUCGGCGAAGAAGAGGAACCAGGAGAGAUUGCAUCCGCUUGGCGCGAAAGCUUGCUGAAGAAGAUCCUGACUCCGAUUGCUGCCAAUGAUACGGAAUCAGCUUCGAAGUCAAAUCGCAAGCGCCCAUCUAUUCAAUGCUGGAACUGUGAUGGUGAUCACAACUUACAAGCGUGUCCCGAAAAAAGAAAUGGAAAGAAGAUUGCCGAGGCCCGAAGAUCGUUCCAAGAGAUGAAGCAAAAGAAUGAAACCCCUGAUCGUUAUCACACGGAAGAGGCAACGACAAGCGAUAAAUUUCGACCUGGCCGAAUUUCAGAUGCUCUACGCAAGGCUAUGGGUCUGGGUCGAGACGAUUUGCCCGAGCACAUCUAUCGAAUGCGUAAGAUGGGUUUUGUGAAUGGGUAUCCACCUGGCUAUUUGAAGAAAGCUUUGGUGAAAAGUGAAGACGGAGAGACCUUAUCGUUCAUUAUGGAUGCGCCCCCUUCGAUGGCUGCCAAGAUUAUUCCUACAACAAGAAAAGGAGCCGAUCCACCAAAAGUCGACCAAAAAAAAGAUCGAGAGAAAAACUUCAACAUCCCUCCAUUCGAUAUCUUCAUCGAAAUGUUGCAAGAGGAGCAAAACCGCCUCUUCAAAGAAGCGAAACGUGAAAAGGCAAAGCAGGUUCCGGUAAAGUCUUCUCGCACUGAACAGCUUCGAGUUAAAGAAGAGGUCGACAUGGAUGUUGAUCGUGUAAACGGAGACGCCGACGAGGUUCGAUCGAUUCAAUCAAUUGGUGAUGAGAAAAAUGAGGACGAGUCAAUUAGCGAAAUGUUCACGAUCGACACUCAACCAACAGCGACCCCGGAAACGCCGAAAGGAAAAGUACUAUCCGAUGUAGUUGAAACGCCAAAACUUGCAAGGGGCUCAUCGACGUCGAUUAUUUCCGGCACGCCGGUGAUACAAUAUCGAUCUAGUGUCACUGGAAAUUUGAUCGAGUCUGGCAGUCUGCCCGAUAUCUCUGCUUUUGCAGCUGGAGUGCAGCCAUUUGAGAGAAACGAGGAAGUGAGCGAAAAGAAAGGUUUCUUCAAAAAAGCAUUUGCAUCAAUUAAAGAGAAGUUCCUCACCAAGAAGCCGAAUUUAGAUUCG